Messenger RNA from Plenodomus lingam JN3, 234 nucleotides. NCBI's taxonomy places the organism in Eukaryota, Fungi, Ascomycota, Dothideomycetes, Pleosporales, Leptosphaeriaceae. The record is from RefSeq and is a predicted model, not a curated record.
AUGGCCAAAAAUAUAAUUUGCGCUACCGGCUUGCUCAGUCAGCAGAUGACGCAGAUGCACGAAUCCCUCAUGGAUACCAAUAUUCACAUCACCGAGCCAUUGGUUACACAUAUUUGGGUACUGUCACAAAUCAUUUAUGGAAGACCUAGCUGCAGCACCAACGCUUCUACUACCACCGCUCUCGCAGGAAACCACUACGCGAUAGAUACCUACCCCCAUAAUUUCGCGCUAUAA